CUAAAAUGUCCAAGUCUCUUGAUUCAAGUAUUAACGACAAAAAGCAAUUUUUAUUUUAUUUUUUAUGCCGUUCGAAUUAAGUUUAUCACAUCUUUGAGGGAAAAAAAGGUUUUGUUUAUACUUUAUAGGAUUCACUGUAAAUCUAAAAUUUAGGUUGGAUAAUCUUAAUUUAAUUUUACUAUUUUAAGAUUUUUUCCUUUUGAUCCAUGUCGAAAUUGCUCACUGGUUUCUCUCUGUCUUAUUCUAUCAGUUUAUUUAAUCCACCCUCACAUCGCAAACCCAGCAACAAUUUUAUAAUCUUGCUUUAAAUGAACAGAAUUUGUAAUUUUCUGUAGUAAAAUAUAAAUCAAUAAUUUUUACUCUCUGUAAAUGUAAAUUCUUGUACUAAAUUUCGACAUAUAGUACAAAGUUAAAAGUGAAAAGCUUUUAUUUACAUAUAUAAAAUAGUUGAUACCCAUCUUCUAUUCUUCCACCUCAGCCAGUUUCUUCCUCUGACACCCAUCUCUCUUUCUUUCUCUUGCUUUUAUAAGAAUGGCUCUCUCUCGGGAUAAAAAGGAUGGAAGAGAGUUGAGAAUUCACGAAAACAUGGACGAGCUAAGUACCAAUUUGGCAGAAUAUAUUGCAGAAUUAUCCGAGGCUUCUGUAAAAGAACGGGGUGCAUUUGCCAUUGCUUUAUCUGGUGGUUCUGUAAUUAGCUUGGUGAGAAAACUCUGUGAAGCCCCUUUCAACAAGACUGUUGAAUGGGCUAAGUGGCAUAUAUUUUGGGCUGAUGAGCGUGUCGUAGCAAAAAGCCAUGUUGAUAGCAAUUAUAAGCUACUUAAAGAUAAUCUUUUGACCAAGGUUCCUACUGUUCCCGGCCAUGUUCAUUCUAUCAAUGACACCGUGACAGCAGAACAAGCUGCGGAGGAGUAUGAGUUUGUCAUCAGACAGCACGUUAGGACUCGUGUGAUCGAUGUAUGUGAAAUUAACGACUGCCCAAAGUUUGACCUCAUCCUCCUUGGAAUGGGGCACGAUGGGCACAUCGCAUCCCUAUUUCCCAAUCACUCAGCGCUCGAUGAGAAAGAACUAUGGGUAACAUUUAUUACUGACUCGCCCAAGCCUCCGCCCGAGCGAAUCACUUUCACAUUGCCAGUUAUAAACUCUGCUUCUAAAGUUGCUGUAGUUGUUACAGGUGGCAGCAAAGCAGAGGCUGCCCACCUGGCUAUUGAUGAUAUCGGGCCCGAUUGUCCAGUACUACCGGCGAGAAUGGUGCGCCCAACUGAAGGCGUGUUGGUGUGGUUUCUUGAUCAAGCAGCUGCAUCGAAACUCGAUGGUGCAAUAGGUUUUAGUACUUGUGGAAGUGGAAGUCUAUGUAUGUAGUGGAGGGAUACUGGUACUUGUUUUGCAUUAGGGCCUUUUUCUUUCUUGUGGAUCUCUUUUCAAGGAAGGAAAAAGAAUAAAAUGCAAUGAAAACGAAAAAGAAAAAAAAAAAAAUCUACCUUUUCUAAUCUUUAUUUGCUUUCUCUAUUCAUUAGAAGGAUUUGUCAAGUUCCUUCUCUUGGAGAAAAUAGUAGUGUUAGCUGAUGCUUAGGAGCUAGGGAUUGCUAGGUUGGUGGUGACAAUACUAGAUAUAAUUGAUGAACAAUGAAAAGAAAGUUGGAAUAUUGAUUGCUAUCCUCAUAGUAUAGCCUAUCUAGUAAUGAAUAUAAAAUGCCUUUGGAAGAAUUUGAGAUAA
This is a messenger RNA of Olea europaea var. sylvestris, 1714 nucleotides long. RefSeq names its product probable 6-phosphogluconolactonase 1. NCBI's taxonomy places the organism in Eukaryota, Viridiplantae, Streptophyta, Magnoliopsida, Lamiales, Oleaceae. Gene Ontology annotation, biological process: pentose-phosphate shunt; carbohydrate metabolic process. Gene Ontology annotation, molecular function: 6-phosphogluconolactonase activity. The coding region runs from base 532 to 1359 and encodes 275 amino acids. The transcript has 4 exons. The record is from RefSeq and is a predicted model, not a curated record.